Fonticula alba is the source of this 2139-nucleotide messenger RNA. RefSeq lists its product as hypothetical. NCBI's taxonomy places the organism in Eukaryota, Rotosphaerida, Fonticulaceae. The transcript has a single exon. The coding region runs from base 1 to 2139 and encodes 712 amino acids. The record is from RefSeq and is a predicted model, not a curated record.
AUGGCCCGCCCGAGUCGCCUCGCGCUGGUCGCCCUCCUGGUGGCGGCCCUCCUGGGCACCGUCCUGGCCGACACCUACAUGAUGUUCCCGCCCGGCUCCAACAACCGGUGCGAUGAGCGCAGCAACAACCGCAACAAUGCCAACCGCCUGUUCGACUCGCAGAACAACGCCGCCGGUGGCUACCAGGUCUGCGACCGCGAGUACCGCUUCUACGAGGACACCGAGAUCAACAUCGAGUGGACCACGCAGCACGGUUGCGGCAACGGCGCCAGCAACAAGGCCGACAACUCGGUCCCCGAGUCGGUCGGCUGCCAGCAGACCAUCCAGAUCGGCUGCGAGGACACCUUCCGCAAGUAUGCCGGCCCGCAGGCCGACUCCUACCGGCUGACCGACGGCAUCUCCCUGGGCCGUGGCUGCGCCGACCGGCCGAGCGAAUGCCCGGACGGCAACAUGGACAAUGCCUACAAGAUCUUCGGCAACUCCUGCACCCAGACCCACCCGACCACCGGGCUGACCGAGGUGGCCUACCGGUCGCGCGGCCAGAACAUCGACCAGGGCAACCACUGCCCCAACGGCUUCUCCAACAGCGAGGAGUGCAACAACCUGGACCUGUCCAACUCCAUGGGCACCUUCAACAGCAACACCUGCCGCUGCUCCACCCGCAAGCAGAAGACCUUCGGUGUUCACGAGCCGGAGAUGGUCUAUGCCAAGUGCAUUUGCCGCGACCGCAACCUCGGCCUCUUCGUGGCCGACCGUGGUUCGUCCAAUGUGCUGGGCGCCACUCGCACUCGCGAGAACCCCGGUGGUGCUCGCUAUGGCUUCCAGUGCGCCGAGGAGGCCAACUACGCUCCCUACUGGCACUGCACCCCCUGGAUGGAUGUGGCCUACGUCGUGUCCGACACCAGCCGGUGCGACUUCUACCGCAGCGAGUCCCAGAAUGUCAAGGACAAGUGCGAGUGCGUUCCCAAGGCCGGCGACGAUGCCACCCUGGAGCAGAUUUGCGAGGCCCAGCGCUACAACACCGCCGUCGAUUGCACCACCAACGACCACAAGUGGAAGUGCGACUGCAAGUGGAACAUCCCGGCCCCGGAUUGCAUCCAGGCCCCCUGGCAGCCGGACAACCGCCUCGGCAACACCCUGGCCACCAGCCGCAGUGCCGAGGAGCUUUCCCACACCUUCUCCCACUACAAGUGGCACAUUCCCCGGAACUUCGUGCCCAAGGGCAUGGAUGAGCGCCGCUGUGUUCUGCGCAUUCGUUACAACAUCACCAAUGCCGAGGUCCCGCACGACUUCGACUACACCAACAACGACCAGAUCAAGAACAACCCGGUGUACGUGUUCGGCACCCCGGGCAGCUCCACCCCCACCGAGGCCAUGCCCCUGCGUCUGGCCAUCAACACCGCGCAGUUUGGCCGCACCUUCGAGGACCGGUCGUAUGUCUUUGUGGUGGCCAAGCGCCCCUCCAACCUGAAGGGCGCCCGCAUCCACAACAUCAAUGUUCGCGGCAAGCGCGGCAACAUUGCCCAGGUCCGCAACUGCGUCGAGUACAACUUCACCCCGGAUCACAAGCAUGUGAAUGUCGGCGAUUACAUCCACUUCCAGUGGUGCCUCACCGAGUAUGACGACCCGAACAACGCCGGUAAUGGUCUUGCCGGUACCGGUCGUGCCAAUGUCGUCCCCAUCCACAACUACGCCUCCAACAUCUUCCAGAACCAGGCCGAGGAGGAGCGCUGCCGCAUGUUCACCGAGGAGGACGAGCGCCGCCUGGCUUGGCUCGAUCAGACCGAGUGCCUCUCCGUGGAGGCCAUGCUCCAGGGCUCGAAUGACAACAACAACAUCCGCGCCUGCCAGUUCCUGAACGGUGUCCGCGACCCGGAGACCAAGAUGCCCACCGCCUACUUCUCCCACGUGGCCAAGGUCCAGAAGGCUUGCUCCUACAAGUACAUCUCCACCCGGAACAAUGACUUCUCCAACCGCGCCCAGAAGGGUGUCAUCAACGCCACCCCGGCUGGUGCCACCCUCGGCAUGGCCAUCGGUAUUUCCAUCGGUGCCAUUGUCGUCGUCGGUGCCAUCGUCGCCGUUGGUGUUCUUGUCUACACCGGCAAGAUGACCAUCGGCAACUUCGGCAAGAAGGUCUAA